Messenger RNA from Neolamprologus brichardi, 1074 nucleotides. It is a transcript of the gene lft1, whose product is annotated as lefty1. Gene Ontology annotation, biological process: anterior/posterior axis specification. Gene Ontology annotation, cellular component: extracellular region. The record is from RefSeq and is a predicted model, not a curated record. Lineage: Eukaryota; Metazoa; Chordata; Actinopteri; Cichliformes; Cichlidae. Gene Ontology annotation, molecular function: growth factor activity; cytokine activity; transforming growth factor beta receptor binding.
AUGGAUUUCCUUCGGGCUUGUGUCCUUUUCGCCGCUCUCUCCGGUCUCGUUAAGGCUUUUUCGCAUCAGGAUAUGAAGGACGCGCUGCUACAGAAGCUUGGGAUGGAUGAAGUUCCUAGAAUCCAUAAAAGGGAUGUGGAAAAUCUGGUGAUUCCGGCGCAUAUAAGAAAUAAGUACACGAGCAUGCUGAAGAUGCACCACAGCAGGAGGCGCAGAUCUUUGCCGAGUCUCGCGGGCAUCCUGAAAGGAAUCCCCGGCACUGCAGAUAUUUCCGGGGAGUACGUCUACUCUGACACCACUCGGCAACGCGUGAUGUUCGACAUGGAGGCGAGAAUCCCGGAUAAUAGUGAGGUGACCAUGGCCGAGCUGAAGCUCUACCAGCGGGCUUCUCACCACAAACGAUUCACGGUGGAGCGGAAGAGCCACCGGCCCGUCAGCAACGCCAGGGUCAGCGUCUACUGGGUGGAGGUGCUGCCCAACGGAUCCAACCGGACGUCGCUGGUAGAUUCGCGGUUGAUCCCCAUUCACGAGACGGGCUGGAAGAGCUUUGAUGUCACGCAGGCGGUGCACUAUUGGUCCAAGACACAGCAGAAGACACCUAUGCACCUGGAGGUGUGGAUCGAGGGCGAGAGACCUGGCAGUUAUGCGGCAGAGAUAGCCAAGAGUGUCCGCUUUACCACCCAGGAGCAGACGGACAACACCUUGGGGAAGCCCGAGCUCGUCCUCUACACACUCAACCUGGAAGAGUACGGCUCUCGCGGUGACUGCGACAACCAAAACAAAGACAGCUGCUGCAGAGAGGAGUACUUCAUCAACUUCCGCGCACUGACAUGGACGCAGUACUGGAUCAUUGAGCCGGCGGGGUACCAGGCUUUCAGGUGCACCGGUGGCUGCAAGCAGCCCAAGCGCAACUUCGGGUACGGCGAGCGGCGGUGCACGGUGUCCGAGAGUGCGCCGUUACCCAUCAUGUACCUGGUGAAGAAAGGGGACUACACCGAGAUAGAGGUGGCUGAAUUUCCCAAUAUGAUCGUAGAGAGGUGCGCGUGCACUUUGGACAACAUCUCGAUAGUAUGA